AUGUCUGUUAUACUAGCGUCUGCGGGUUACGAUCACACCAUAAGAUUUUGGGAUGCACUAACAGGUGUUUGUUCAAGAACAAUUCAACAUCCAGAUUCACAAGUCAACAGAUUAGAAAUAACAUCAGAUAAAAGAUACUUAGCAGCUGCUGGAAAUUUAUAUGUAAAAUUAUAUGAUAUACGACAGAAUGGAUCAUCUGGUAAUGGAGGUUCAAACAAUGUCUCAAAUGGUGGUACGACAAGUAAUCAACAAGGUUCAUCAUCAUCAAAUAAUUCAAAUAACAGUAAUAAUAAUCCAGUAAUGACAUUUGAAGGUCAUACCACAAACGUUACAUCAUUAGCAUUUCAAGCAGAUAAUAAAUGGAUGGUUACAUCAAGUGAAGAUGGAACAGUUAAAGUAUGGGAUGUACGGUCUCCUUCAGUACAAAGAAAUUAUAAACAUAAUUGUCCAGUAAAUGAAGUAGUUAUACAUCCAAAUCAAGGUGAAUUAAUAAGUUGUGAUCAAGAUGGAAAUAUUCGAGUCUGGGAUUUGGGAGAAAAUCAAUGUACUCACCAUUUAAUACCUGAAGACGAUGUACCUAUUAAUUCAUUAAGUGUUGCAAGUGAUGGAUCAAUGUUAGUUGCUGGAAAUAAUAAAGGUAAUUGUUAUGUUUGGAAAAUGCAAAAUCAAAAAGAUUUAACUUCUUUAACACCAGUUACUAAAUUUAGAUCACAUUCAAAAUAUAUAACAAGAGUUUUGUUAAGUACAGAUAUGAAACAUUUAGCAACUUGUUCAGCAGAUCAUACUGCUAGAAUAUGGUCAACAGAACAAAAUUUCGCUCUAGAAACUACAUUACAAGGACAUCAAAGAUGGGUAUGGGAUUGUGCAUUUAGUGCAGAUAGUGCAUAUUUAGUGACUGCUUGUUCUGAUCAUUAUGUUCGAUUAUGGGAUUUAUCAAAUAGUGAAACUGUAAGACAAUAUAAUGGACAUCAUAAAGGUGCUGUUUGUGUUGCUUUAAAUGAUGUUUAA
Messenger RNA from Lodderomyces jiufengensis, 1008 nucleotides. RefSeq names its product TOR complex subunit. Bases 1 to 1008 code for a protein of 335 amino acids. Gene Ontology annotation, molecular function: protein binding. The record is from RefSeq and is a predicted model, not a curated record. Gene Ontology annotation, biological process: regulation of actin cytoskeleton organization; TOR signaling. The transcript has a single exon. Gene Ontology annotation, cellular component: TORC1 complex; TORC2 complex. Lineage: Eukaryota; Fungi; Ascomycota; Pichiomycetes; Serinales; Debaryomycetaceae.